GCGCAAUUGCGUUCAAAACAUAUGAUUUACGUUUUGCAAAUACUUGGUUUUUUAAAUUGUUUUAUGUGAUAUUUGUGUGCCUUUUUUUAUUUUGAAUUUAUUCAUGGAGAAAUACAAAAAAACAUGAGUGAAAAUAAUUCGAAAAACAUUAUAAAUAAUGAAGGAAAAUGUGAAGAUAAAACUAAUUAUAAUAAAGUCAUUACAAACUAUGACAGAGAUGACUAUUCAGGUGAUAAAUCUCCAGAAUUAUUUUCGGAUUAUGAAGAAACUAAUAUAAUAAAUGAAUGUUCACCACAACGAUCAAUGGACGAUUGUUCUUUUCUUAAUUCUUUCAAAACUCCUGUGUUACAUUCGGAUGUUGAAGAAAAUGUAUCUAACUUACCUGUGAUUCCGAAAACACCUGCCAGUCUUGCACCUUUCAUUUACAAAAAUAACGAGCCAUGGACAAGCGAAUUAGAAACUCCAGAUGCAAAAUUAGUUGCAAAAUUACAAACUUCAUCAAAGAGUGGAGAUAAAUGUUGGAAAAAUGUUGACGGAACUUCGAAACGUUCACAAACUCCAAUUUUAGAGAAAAUCCAAACAGAAAACAAUGAAUCUGUUUCUCCUAUUUUGAGUAGUAAUAAAAAAAUGAAACCUAAACGUCAAAUUUUUAAAUCAAAAGUAUUUGAAAAUUUCGAGAUUACACCGAGUUUUGAGAAUAUACUUAAAACUGAAGAAUCGACAUUAAACGUUGAUGUAGUAAAAAAAUCCGAAUCAUUAAUUCAAGACAAUGUUUCUAAUGAUUCCAACGUUAUUUCUACAAUUAAUAAAAAUUCUAGUCCCAAGUGUAUUGAUAAUAAAACGAAAAAGUUACCUACAACUGAAGCCACCACAUCAACAACAAAAUCAUUAUUAGAGAAAUUCAAAGAAGUGAAGAGUAUUCGAGGAAAAGAAGAAAAUUUUGAAAUUGCCGAAAUUAAUAUUUCUGACAAUGUAAUGUUAAAAAAUGUUAUUCAACUUGAACGUGCUUCGAGAGACUUUUCUAAUUCUACAAAGAAAAAUAUAUCAUCAAUAAAUGAAAUAGGACUUGUGCCAUUUUCGCAAUAUUUCAAAGAUGAAAAUGAAAAAUCCUUCAAUAAGAAAAUUAAUGAUAUUUCUGAAAUAAAAGAGAAUACAAUGGAAAAAGAUACUUUAAAAGAAAUUUCUACAACUAAAUCACCAAUUUUGAAAUGUGAAAAACAAAAUUCUACAGAAACACCACAGAAAAAAAAACCAAAAGAAUCAUCAUUUAACGAAGAGGAUAUUGAUUAUUCAGGUUUGAAUUUUAGUCAAUGGUUGUAUAAAAGUGACGAUUCAGAUGAAAACAUAAAAGAUGAGGAGAAAAUCAAUGAAAUUGAAAAUAAAAAAUCCAAAAAUUUAACAGAAAUUAAAACAAACGUAGAAAUUAAACAAAAAUUUGAGGAAACAGAAUUAGAGGACAAAAUGUUAUUUCAAGAAAUGGAUAGUUUUGAUUUUGAACAAAAUUUCAAAGACGAAUUAACACCAAAAGAUUUGAUAAAACAAUCAAAUUUAGAUAUUACUAAAUCGUGUGGAUUUUCCACAGCUAGUGGAAGGAGUAUAAAAAUCAACAAGGAUAAAUUAAAACAAGCUGAGAAAAUGUAUCAAGAAAUUGAAAUAAACCAAAAUUUAAAAUUAAAAACAAAUGAAAGUGAAUUUUCAGAAAUAGCUUCAUCUAGUAAAGAAAAUGAUCUCUCUUUAAAUUUAAAAACAAAUUUUACACCUGGUUUUGCAACAGCACGCGGUAAUAAAAUUGUCAUAUCUCAAGAAAAACUAUCAAAGGCACAAAAAAUAUACAAUGAAAUUGAAUUAAAUUUAUCUGAUAAAGAAACAAUUUCAUCGAGUAAAGAAAAUCAUGUAACUGAUUUGAAUGUAAAUUAUAAUUCUGGUUUUGCAACAGCCGGCGGUAAAAAAAUAACCAUAAGCAAUGAAAAACUUUCAAAUGCACAAAAAAUGUACAGUGAAAUUGAAUUAAAUUCUGCCGAUAAAGAAGCAAUUGAUAAAGAGAAUCAAGUUAAAUUUUCGUCAAAUCAAUCUUUAUUUAAUAAUAAUAAAACACCUUUAAUUAAUACAAAUAUUCAAACAAAAACUGAAUAUUCAAAUGAUAUAAAGCGUAAAAUAAUAGAUGGAAAUACAAAUCACUCGAAACGAUUUAAACCCCUAGCUAUUCCGAGAGAUUCUCCUAUUUUUAAUAGGCAAAAAAAUAUAUCAAAAAUUGAAAAUAACGCCAUUCAAAAGGAAGAAUUUGUUAAAAAUCAGAAAUUUGAAAAUUUCAAUAAAUCUGAUGAUUUAAUAAUAAAAGACGAGAAUUCCAAAUUAAUACCAAGAAAAACUUUCAGUUUACCAAUAAAUUCUGAAAAUAAAAACAAUUUCAAUAUGAAUGAACGAUUAUCAUUACCGACUUCAUUUAAAAAUAAAAUUUCAGAACCAUUAAAUCCAGAAUCUCCACCAUUUCACGGAUUUAGUAUGCAAAGAUUUUCGUCAGCUGUUACAAAAUUAAAUUCCUCACCAUUUUACGGAUUUAGUUUAUCCGAUAUGUCAAAUUCCAAUGUUUUAUGUAUGAAAUUUCAAAUUCUUGUCGAAAAACUAAAAAAUAAUUUAGAAAAUGAAGAAAAUAUUAUCUCAACUAGUGAAAUUUCAAAUAUAAAAAUAAUAAAAGAAAAAGAAAAAAUAUCCACUGGAUUUUCAACAGCUGGUGGUAAAAAAAUAAAAAUAGACUCUAAUUUUAAUGCUAAUUUAUUAUUUAACGAAAUAAAUCAAGAAUUCAUGAAAAUUGUCAACAAUGAAUCAAUAAUUGAUAAUGAUUUUUCAAAAAUAAUAAAUAUUGAUCGAAAAAAUACAAAUAAAAAUAAUGAGAAUUUAAUGAAAAAAGUUGUUAAUUUAAAUUUUAAACAAGAAUUGGAAAAUUCAAAUAAUAGUCAAAUUAAUAAAGAAGUUUAUAAUCGAAAACAACAGUGGAGUAAUAUUUUAAAACGUAGUAUUGAUGAUGUGGACGAUAAUACACCAUUGGGACGAAAUGAUAAUUCAAAAAAACCAAAAUUAAAUUACGAUUUUCAUGGAAAAAAACUCUUCACCGAAGGUUCAAUAAGUGAUGAUGAAAUGGAUUCACUACUGAAUCAACCUGGAUCAAGUUCAUCUAAACGUGAAAAAAAAAUUGACGAUCAUAAUAAUCCGUCAAUAUUAACUGCCGAUCUUAUCAACGAUAGUAUUGUUUCGGAGGAACUUUUUAAACCCUUCACAAAAGAAAUUACAAAUUAUUCAGAAUUAAAUAAUGAUAAAGAAAAAAUGGAAAUUGAAGAAAAGAAUGAUUUUCCCGAUGAAGUACCACGAAGUCCUGUUUUAGGAAAAUCAAAAGUCAAAAGAAGACGAAGAUCAAAAAUGAUUCAACCAAUAAUUAAUGAUAGUGAAAAUUUAAAAAUGGAAAAAUUCAACUCUAUUAAUUCUGAUUGUUCUUUGAGAUUGCAAACUUUGGAUACUGAAUCUUUAAUUUGUAAUUCUGAAAUUUUGGAAAAACGUAUUGCAGCUACUCUCGAACUAGAUAAAAUUAUAUCUAUAAAAAGAAAAGAAAAACCGAAACCAAUGAGGGGGAAUUUUUUGACUAAUAGAGAAGAAUAUAAAAAAUCGAGAAUUUCUUUGUAUAAAUUAGCAAAUGGCUCUGCUCCAAAAUUAAGAAGUGAACAAGAGCUAAAAGAAAGAGGAAUAAAUCCCGAUGUUUUGAAUGUCACAGCUUCCACAGCUGAAUUCUAUAAAUUUCGGAUUGACAUUAUUAAUGAGUCUGCACGAAGAAAUCUUGUUAGUUUAAAAAUUGGAGAUGGUGCAACUUUAGUUCCCAAUGAAAAUGGUUUUGCCGGAGUCGAAGAAUUUGAAACAAGUUUCGAAGCGAGUCCUGGAGUUGAUCCCAGUCUUCUUCCACGAGGAUGGUUGCGAAAUCAUUAUCGAUGGAUCGUUUGGAAAUUAGCUUCGAUGGAUAGAAUUAAACUCGGUUCUUUAGACAUUCCAAGAAUGUUAACGCCAGAUAGAGUGAUGAAGGAUUUAAAAUACAGAUAUGAUCGGGAAAUUGAUAGAUCUCAACGACCUGCAAUUCGAAAAAUAUUGGAAAAAGAUGAUGUGUCAUCAAAAAGAAUGAUACUUUGCAUUUCAACAAUAUCCGAGAGUAUGGACAAUGAAAAAGAUGAGAAGGAUCCAAGAAUUUUAUUAAGAACACCAAGAUGGAAAAUUGAAGUCACAGACGGAUGGUACAGUAUACCUGUAUCAUUCGAUACAGCAAUGAUGAAAAAUAUAAUUGACGGAAAAAUACAAGAGGGAACAAAAAUUAUAACAUAUGGAGCAGAAUUAAACAAUUGUAAUCAAGGCUGUUAUCCAUUGGAGAAACCAGGAAAUAUAUAUUUAACAAUUCACACAAACUCUACUCGACGAGCAAGAUGGGAUGCAAAAUUAGGUUUCCAAAGGAUAUCAGGUCCAAUUAGUUCAAAUUUAAAAGUAAUUGAUCCUAAUGGAGGAUUCAUUGGUCAAAUAAAUGUUAUCGUUUCUCGAAUAUAUCCUAUAAUGUAUCGAGAAAAAACUGCAGAUGGACAAACAAUUUAUCGUAAUGAGAAACAAGAAGAAAAAGCAGCGAUGGCUUAUAAUCACGAGCGCGAAAAAAAAGCGGAAAAACUUUAUGCUGAAGCACAAAAAAAAUUGGAAGGAGCUAAAAACGAUUCAUCUGAAGAAGAUAGUGCUGGAUUUUUGACUAAUUUCGAUUCUUUUCACAAUUUAAGUGAGGCUCAACGGAAUAAAUUGUUGUACAAUCGACAAGUUAAAGUGGAAAAAUUAAAAAUUCAAAUCGAUGAAGAAGUAAAGGCUAGUCAUCCACCGAGAAAUGUUAUUCCAGUACGAAAAAUUCGUAUUGUAGAUGGAGAAAUUUGUGCUAUUUUAACGAUUUGGUCUACAAGUGACGAUGUUAAUAUUUUUAAGGAGGGAAAUUGUUAUUCUAUAUUUAAUGUUAACGCUUAUGGAAGAAGGGAUGGAGAGCUACAUUUAACAGCAAGUAGGCAGGCAAUUUUCAAAUCUAUGCCGAAUUUAAAUAAAAAUUAUCCUUGUCGACAAUUUACAUCAUUGCAAGAGAUUUCUGUGCCUGGUUUUGAACCACCUUAUAGUGAAUUAGACACCGUUGGAGUAGUUUCAUGGAUUGGAAAUACUCCCCAUGGGAUGAAAAAUUUCGACGCCAUAUGUAUUGCUUAUCCAAACGAAGAUUCUUCCUCGACUUAUUUAUUAAUAAUGUUUUGGCAAGGAAUUUCCUCGUAUGGCUUUUCAAGUAUUCUUACCGUUGGCUCCUUAAUUGGCUGUAGUAAUUUGGAAAUUCGAAAAACACGAAGUGCAUCAAACAUUUCUUUAUGUUACUGUUCUGAGAGGACAGUGUUUACGAGGAAUCCCCGACAGGCGCAUUUGUUAAGCGCUUUUGAAUUUUUAAACAAAGAAAUAAAGGAUAUAAAAGCAUAUGCAACAACUUGUGGCGAGGAAAUAUCAACAUUAAUUCAGAAGAAACCAAUUUCACGAAUUUCGGGUCAAGGGAUUAUGAAUUCAGCUGAUCGAAAUUCUGCAAAUAGUCCACAUUUUAUGGUGGCAAAAACUCCCAUUGACGUUGAUACACCAGCAAAAUCGUCUGUUAAUCAAAAACGUUUGGAAAGAUUGGCAAGAUAUGGACAACCACCAGAAUUAUCGCCAAUGGUAUUUAAAAACUCGAGUAGUGUCAGAUCGAGUUUUCGACCACUCUUUGGAACGCCAAAUUCGACAAAAUUAACAAAACCUCGUCCUGAUACAACGUGAUUUCUAAUAAGUAUUGAAAUAUUUUCAUUGUUUGCCUGUUUAUUCAUAUUUAAUUAAUUCUUUAAAUAUGGAGUAGUUUAUUGUUUAAAGGGAAAAUAUUAUUUAAAAGAAAGAUAAAUUUCAAAUUAUAUUAGUUAUGAAAUUCAAUUUCUAUUGAUAAUAUAAACCUGAAAAAAAUUUCAUGUUUGAUUAAUGCACUUUAUUUUUGGAUUAUUGUUUGAGAGAGAAAAAUAUUAUUUAAAAGAAAGAUAAUUUAUUCAAAUUGAAUACAAUCUGUUAAAAUAAUGAAAUUAAGUUUGCUGAAAAAAAAAUUCAUAGUGCUUUUCAUUGUAAUUAUGCUAAGCUAAUAAAUUGUUCAAUCUUUGUAUUUUAAUUUUCAAAAAAUCGACAAUAAUGGAGGAAAAAAAAAUGUGUUGAUUAAAGUAGUUUGGUUAUAUACAUAAUAUUAACUCUUUAUUACUGUUAAAUAUGCAUUAUAUAAAUAUCUUGUAAAAUAAUUUAUUUUCGUUUUAUAAAAUAAAUUCUAAAAUUAUCAACAAUUUCUU
This is a messenger RNA of Leptopilina boulardi, 6386 nucleotides long. RefSeq names its product breast cancer type 2 susceptibility protein-like. The record is from RefSeq and is a predicted model, not a curated record. Gene Ontology annotation, biological process: double-strand break repair via homologous recombination; regulation of DNA-templated transcription. The transcript has 15 exons. NCBI's taxonomy places the organism in Eukaryota, Metazoa, Arthropoda, Insecta, Hymenoptera, Figitidae. The coding region runs from base 124 to 5841 and encodes 1905 amino acids. Gene Ontology annotation, cellular component: nucleus.